Messenger RNA from Candoia aspera, 1297 nucleotides. RefSeq names its product selenoprotein F (gene SELENOF). Gene Ontology annotation, molecular function: oxidoreductase activity. The record is from RefSeq and is a predicted model, not a curated record. The transcript is spliced from 5 exons. Gene Ontology annotation, cellular component: endoplasmic reticulum lumen. NCBI's taxonomy places the organism in Eukaryota, Metazoa, Chordata, Lepidosauria, Squamata, Candoiidae.
AGUUUAGGGGCCUAUCAAUGGGAUGCCUGUGCUGCCGGUCUGUGCCAACAUGGCGAUUCGAGACGGAGCCAUGGGGCUUGGGCGCUACUGGGUUUGGUUGCUAGCGACGCUUCAGGCGAUAUCUGCUUAUGGAGCAGAAUUAUCAUCAGAGGCAUGCAGAGAUCUUGGCUUUUCCAGUAACUUGUUGUGCAGUUCUUGUGACCUUCUUGGUCAGUUUGGCUUGAGUCAGUUGGAUCCAUUCUGCAGAAAGUGCUGCCAAGAAGAAGUUCAAUCUGAAACUAGAAAGCUCUAUGCAGGAGCAAUCCUUGAAGUGUGUGGAUGAAAAUUGGGGAGGUUCCCUCAGGUCCAGGCUUUUGUCAAGAGUGACAAGCCCAAACUGUUCAGGGGACUGCAGAUUAAGUAUGUGCGUGGCUCUGACCCUACACUGAAGCUCUUGGAUGACAGCGGGAACAUUGCUGAAGAACUGAGCAUCCUCAAAUGGAAUACAGACAGCGUAGAAGAAUUCUUAAAUGAGAAGCUGGAGCGUCUCUAGAUAUUUCCCCCUUUUAAAAAGAAUUGAAAUCUUGAUUUCUCACGUUACUUUUCAUCAUCAUAAUCGUCUCAAAGUGUGAUAAAUGCUGGAAAUCGUUCCAGCUUCUCCAUCAAUUUAAAAGCUAUCCCAUAUUAUGUGGAUAUUAAUUAUAAGAAAUUUCAAGCAAAACACAGUUUAUGAAUUGGUAGACUGAACAAAUGGCUGUCAGGUAUAUUUCAAUUCACCUUUGUAGAUGGAGAUCUUUAAUGGUAGACUUUGAUACAAAUCUGAUACAAAUACUGAAAAUUGUUACAAUUUGGUUAUUUUCCUUAAAAGGGAGCCAGUUUGUCAGCUCCCAGUACAUAGUGAGAUGAAUGUUCCGUGCUUGCAUAUAAGUGUGCACAUUAGUUAUGCUGCCACUCAGUAUACAGUGAUGGAACACAUUGGUACCAAAUAAGAUAUAUUCCAUUUCCCCCAAAAAAUACUUGCUAGCUUCCUUUGCAUUUUGUAUUUCCCAACUAUCCUUUUUUUAGAACUGAGAAUAUUCAUAAUGGAUCCUUGCUUUUUAAAAAAUAAGGUUUGUGGCUUUGGGGGGAUUCAUGCUGUUGAAUGGCUGGAGAAUACUGGGAAAUUGCACUUAAUGAUGACUACGUAGAAAGCCUUAAACAAAGGCAUAUGUAUGUCUGAUGUCAGGUGUACUUUCACUAAAUUAUUUUAUCAUCUUCAGCAGACAUGAAUUCAGUGAAGAGGAAAAUGAUUUGAGAGGGCAAUAAAUUACUUCACAAA